Messenger RNA from Trichomycterus rosablanca, 2475 nucleotides. It is a transcript of the gene rpn1, whose product is annotated as ribophorin I. The coding region runs from base 109 to 1914 and encodes 601 amino acids. Gene Ontology annotation, cellular component: membrane; oligosaccharyltransferase complex. The record is from RefSeq and is a predicted model, not a curated record. The transcript has 10 exons. Lineage: Eukaryota; Metazoa; Chordata; Actinopteri; Siluriformes; Trichomycteridae.
CAAAGAAGGAAAGACGGGCCUGGCUGCGCUGCUCUUAUUCAAAUACAUUUCCCACAAACGAUUCGGCAUUUUUUUUUUUUUAUAAAAUAUUUUAUAACAUAUCUAAUCAUGCACAGAAAGGGGGUCGGUUUGCGGCUGUCUGCGUGCAUUCUGUUUCUCGGUUUGCUGUGUGGAGUCUGGGCUGACGGUUUAGUGAAUGAAGAGGUGAAGCGGACUGUGGAUCUCAGCACACACCUGGCUAAAAUAUCUGCCGAGAUCCUUCUCUCAAAUAAUGGCAGAACCUCUGCGCAGAGUUUUAUUCUUGCACUGGAACCUGAAUUCGUCCCGCAUCUCGCUUACUUCGGAGCAUCUGUGAAAGGUGAAGAAGAUGAAGACGAAGCUUUAGAACUGAAGGAGACUUCCAUCAAAGGACAGAGUGGUACAUUCUUCCAAGUGCAGCUGCCCUCUGCCCUGGCAGCAGGCGCCAAACUGCGGCUUAAAGUGGAGACUGUGCUUAGCCACGUGCUCACGCCGUUCCCCAGCCAUAUCACCCAAGCUGAAAGGCAGCUGGUUGUCUUCCAGGGCAAUCACUAUCACUUCUCACCCUACCCAACUCGCAGCCAGACGACCCGUGUACGCCUCACCUCCAAAGCCGCGGAGAGCUACACCAAGCUGGGCAACCCAACCAAGAACGAGGAUGCGAUUGAGUAUGGCCCGUUUAAGGACAUUCCUGCCUUUAGCCAGGACACCAUGAAGAUCCACUAUGAAAACAACUCGCCCUUCCUGACCAUCUCCAGCCUCACUCGCACCAUUGAGGUUUCCCACUGGGGCAACAUCGCUGUGGAAGAAACUAUUGACCUCAGACAAACAGGAGCCUACCUGAAGGGAGCAUUCUCUCGCUAUGACUACCAGAGGCAGUCUGACAGUGGCGUUUCUUCAGUCAAGUCCUUCAAGACAAUCCUCCCUGCCUCUGCUCAAGACGUGUACUACCGUGAUGAGAUCGGCAACAUCUCCACCUCUCACCUGCAGGUUCUGGAGGACUCCGUUGAGGUCGAAGUCCGUCCCCGCUUUCCCCUCUUCGGGGGCUGGAAGACGCACUACGUUAUCGGCUACAAUUUGCCCAGCUAUGAGUAUCUUUACACACUGGGUGAACAGUAUGCCCUGAAAAUGCGGCUGGUUGAUCACGUUUAUGAUGAUCAAGUUAUCGACCAGCUCACCGUCAAACUCGUCCUCCCAGAAGGAGCCAGGAAUGUUCACUUGGAGACUCCCUACGACAUUGAGCGAGGCACUGACCAGCUGCACUACACUUACCUGGAUACUUUUGGCAGGACUGUGCUGGUGGCCACCAAGAAGAACCUGGUGGAACAGCACAUUCAGGACAUGGUGGUUCACUACACCUUUAAUAAGAUCCUGAUGCUGCAGGAACCCUUGCUGGUGGUCGGGGCAUUCUACAUCCUCUUCUUCACAGUCAUUAUUUACGUUCGUCUAGACUUCUCCAUCACUAAGGACCCUGCGGCUGAAGUACGUAUGAAGGUGGCCUCCAUCACUGAGCAGGUCCUGACUCUGGUAAACAAGAGACUGGGUCUGUACCGACAAACCGAUGAGGUGGUAAACCGCUACAAGCAGUCACGCGACAGCGGUGCUCUUAACGCCGGGCGUAAGCAUCUGGAGGCCGAGCAUCGCACCCUCACUAAUGAGAUUGCAGCCUUGCAAUCCCGGCUCAAAACCGAGGGCUCUGACCUCGCCGAUAAGGUGGGCGAGAUCCAGAAGUUGGACGGGCAGGUGAAGGAUCUGGUAAUGCAGUCGUGCCAGGACUCUGAGCGCCUGGUCACCGGGAAGGUGAAGAAGGAGGCGUACAUCACGUCGGAGAAAACCCUGACCGGCAAGAGACAGGAGCUGAUUACACGUAUCGAUAACCUUCUUGACGCUCUGUAAAUCAAACCACCUACACACACAGUGCUGUUGUAUACUGAUCACUCAGCCAAAUUACACCCCGACCCCUCUCAUACACACUCUGUUUACUUUUUCAUCCAAGAGAGCACUGGGCCACCUUAAAGUGUGUACGAUGCCUUUUUAAGCAGUAGGCAGUGUGAGAGGGCUUUUCAACAUGUGCUACAAGAUACAGAGUUACUUAAAAUGAGAUUUGCUUCUGAUUCUUUGUUGUUGUUUUGGGUUUUUUAUGCACAUCGUCCAUUUUGGGAUUUAUAAGCCAGUUAUUCCAUUUCCAGCAUCAUUGGCACUUCGUUUCUAAAAAUGUUUUCUGUGCUGCCCUGAACCAAAUGCUCUGAAGCUCGAAAAACAAGGAUAGCACGUUACUACAUUUUCAGAUGAUUUGUUUUCCUUUCGUAUGAUUUUUUUUCUUUUUUUGUAAAGAAUGCGGUUGAUUACCAGAUUAAAGGAAGAAUAAAAGAGAUUUGUGUGUUGGGGUGUAAAAUGCAAAGUUUUGCAAAAUGCAGUGUCAAAAUGUGACUUGAAAUAAAACAAUCUUGUUAUAAA